This is a messenger RNA of Stylonychia lemnae, 1494 nucleotides long. The record is from the annotation of a GenBank genome assembly. NCBI's taxonomy places the organism in Eukaryota, Ciliophora, Spirotrichea, Sporadotrichida, Oxytrichidae.
AUGAUCAGUAAAGAUUCAUCACCUAAGAAAUAGAAGUUAUUCUCAGACUUCGAGUUACACGAGGGCUGGAUAGAAACUUGUAGAAAUGAAAAGAGAUCUCUCAUAAGGUCUAUUAAGAAUUCAAUUGAUUAUGGUUUCGCUAAGGAUAAAAAGAGAGCUCAAUAGAUUUUGAAUAUAGAGCUAGAUAAUCAAUCAGACUCAGAAAAUGAUCAUAAAUAGUCAGAGCUGGAGAAGUCUAACUAAAACAUCUACCAAUCAGAAAAGUUCAAACAGAAAUUGCCACAAAAUGCCUCUGCUAAAAAAAGUGAAAUGUCGUUCUUCGAUCAGGUAAUGAGCAUGCGAUCAGAUCACUACUUAGCUCUUGAAGAAAAACGAAUGGGCUUUACUAAGAAACGAUUGUUUAAUAAGAGUGAUACUAGAUGCUUGCAAUCCAAGAUUAACCUUAAAUUUCCAAUAAAGACCAUGCUUAAAGAAAAGUCAAAGGAAAAGUUACAAAUUAAGGAAGGCGUCAUUGAGGAGUUCGAGAAGAAAUACUCAGCAAUGUGUAACCAACAAUAUUAAAUCAAGAAAAAUAGAGAUGUCAGUCCCUCUAGUCCAUUUGAUAAAGAUAAUAUCCCGCCUUUGUAAUAUCUGCAGAUGGAUUAUAAAAUCCCUAAUAGUCCUAAUAAAUAAAAACCUCAGGAUAUAGAUAUAUCAAAAGUACCUCUCGCAGGUAGAUUGUCUGAACUUGGCGAGAAGAUUUUAAGCUUAGGAAGCAAGAAGGCUUAGUAUCUAACUACUUUCUAAAUGGGUCAAGGUCAGCCUAAAUAAGAAGAAUUGAAAAUCAAAACCAACAAUUAAGUCUAUGGAAAUCCAUUUAAUGCUUAGCAAGAGGGAAAGCAAAAAUAAGAGUAACAGAGGUUGAAAUUUCCUAAAAUUGGUUCUUUUAGUUAACUUAAGGACUCUGAUGAGUUAAAUAAAGCAUAUGAAAAACUUUUCAAUGGGAAUUUAGAUGCCAGUACUCUAAAAUAGUUUAUGAGCUCUUAAAUAGUAUCUCCUGUUAACAGAUCUAGACCUUUGAAUGAAGUUAAGUUAUCUUAGAUUGAGGAGUAAAGUCAAAUUUCAAGAUUCAAUGAUAAGCUACUUAAUGGUUUGAAAGAGAAGAGAGAAGCAAAAAAGCUUAGACGAUCUUUGGAUAGGUCAAGCCAGAAAAUAUCACUUUCCUAAACUUAGAACCAGUUCAUUUAGUAACCGUAGUCAACCAGACACAUGAAUUAAUCAAUGUUUUCAGGAAUCAAAUUUAAUGAUAAAAAUGAUGGGGCUAAUGCAGGUAAUGGAACUGGCUACAAUAGCCAGUAAAAUAGUGCAGCUAAGGAAAGAGGAGAAACCGAAUUGAUGAAGAAAAUGAGACUAGAAGGUAUUCUCAAGAAUAUAGUCAAAAGUAAGCCUUCAAUGGGAGCUAAAUAAGAGGGUAUGUCGUAUACCAAUAGACUAAGAAGUUUGGUUAAUGAAUGA